ACAGAACGAAGCGCGGCGCGGUGCGAAUGUCGAGAUGAAAAGUAGCAUGGAGUUUGAGGAACGCUCGGUAAAUGGACUGAAGUAAUAAAAUAGAAAUGAGUGGAACUGAAACGUAGUGUGUGUUCCGUCAAGAAAGUGUACAGUGUUUAAACUGAUGUGUGUGCAGUGAUUUUUUAAAUAUAUAUCGUUAAAAUCAACAUGUGGCGAAGCCUGGAUUAUUGUGUGUUUACUAUCGUUAUAUUAGUGUUUUUUUUAAGGAUUCAUUCGGUAACAGGCUUCGUGUCGUGCUCGCCCAACCCCUGCAAGAAUGGCGGCGCCUGCGUGGUGUCCAGAGGGGAGUCGUCGUGCAACUGCACGGCCAAGUACGUGGGCGAGUACUGCCAGCACCUGAACCCGUGCCACACGGGGCCCGGCCCGCGCUGCCAGAACGGCGGGUCCUGCCACGUGCGAGCAUCGGCCACCUCCAGCCCCACCUUCUGGUGCACCUGCCCCAUCGGCUACUCGGCGUCGCUGUGCGAGAUCCCCGUCGCCAACUCGUGCGACUCGGACCCCUGUCUCAACGGCGGCACGUGCGCGCUCAUCAGCCUCGACAAGUACACCUGCACCUGCGCGCCGGGCUUCACAGGCCAUCACUGUGAGCUGCAGGACCACUGCGCCUCCAACCCGUGCCGCAAUGGCGCCGAGUGCACCUCCACCGGAGACAGCUACAAGUGCAAGUGCGCCCCUGGCUUCAUCGGCCCCACCUGCUCCGAAGACAUCGUGGAGUGCCACAGCGCCCCGUGCGUGCACGGCAAGUGCUUCAACACGCACGGCUCCUACAAGUGCAUCUGCAGCCCCGGCUACACGGGCCAGAACUGCGAGCAGAAGUACAUCCCGUGCGAGCCGUCGCCCUGCCUCAACGACGGGCUGUGUCGCCAGGUGGACAGCCUCAGCUACGAGUGCCAGUGCCGCACAGGGUUCCGGGGCAAGAACUGCGAGGAGAACGUGGACGACUGCCCCGGCAACACGUGCUGGAACGGCGCCACGUGCGUGGACGACGUGAACCGCUACUCGUGCGUGUGCCCGCCCACGUACACGGGCGAGCUGUGCGAGCACGACGUGGACGAGUGCGCGCUGCGGCCCUCCGUGUGCCAGAACGGCGCCACCUGCACCAACUCCGUGGGCGGCUUCUCCUGCAUCUGCGUCAACGGCUGGACGGGACCCGACUGCUCCGUCAACAUCGACGACUGCGCCGGCGCGGCCUGCUUCAACGGCGCCACCUGCAUCGACCGCGUGGGCAGCUUCUACUGCCGCUGCACGCCGGGCAAGACAGGCCUGCUGUGCCACCUGGACGACGCCUGCACGUCCAACCCGUGCCACGCGGAUGCCAUUUGUGACACGAGCCCCAUCAACGGCUCCUACACUUGCUCCUGCGCCAGCGGCUACAAGGGCGUCGACUGCAGCGAGGACAUCGACGAGUGCGAGCAAGGGUCUCCGUGCGAGCACGACGGCAUCUGCGUCAACACCCCCGGCUCCUUCGCCUGUAACUGCACGCAGGGCUUCACCGGACCACGCUGCGAGACCAACGUGAAUGAGUGCGAGUCGCAACCCUGCCAGAACGACGGCUCCUGCCUCGACGACCCGGGCAUCUUCCGCUGCGUCUGCAUGCCAGGUUUCGCGGGCAAGCAGUGCGAGAUAGACAUCGACGAGUGCCACUCGAACCCGUGCCAGAACGGCGGCAUCUGCCACGACCUCAUCAACACGUUCCGCUGCACCUGCGCCAUCGGCUUCACGGGCAGCCGCUGCCAGGUCAACAUCGACGACUGCGUCAGCAGCCCGUGCCAGAACGGCGGCAUCUGCCACGACUCCAUCGCGGGGUACAGCUGCCAGUGCCCGCCCGGGUUCACAGGCACGAACUGCGAGACCAACAUCAACGACUGCCAGAGCUCGCCGUGCCACCACGGGGAGUGUGUGGACGGGGAGAACUCCUUCACCUGCAACUGCCACCGCGGCUUCACGGGCUACCUGUGCCAGACACAGAUCAACGAGUGCGAGAGCAACCCCUGCCAGUACGGGGGCCACUGCGAGGACCUCAUCGACGGCUACCAGUGCCGCUGCCGGGCCGGCACCUCCGGCCCCAACUGCGAGAUCAACGUCAACGAGUGCUACAGCAACCCCUGUCGCAACGGCGCCACCUGCGAGGACGGCAUCAACAGGUACUCAUGCAAGUGCGUGCCGGGCUUCACGGGCCAGCACUGCGAGACCAACGUGAAUGAGUGUGCAAGCAGUCCGUGCGCCAAUGGUGGUGUGUGCAUGGACCUGGUGAAUGGCUUCCGCUGCGAGUGCCCGCGCGGCUACUACGACGCGCGCUGCCUCAGCGACGUGGACGAGUGCGCCAGCAACCCUUGCGUCAAUGGUGGCACCUGCGAGGACGGCGUCAACCAGUUCAUUUGCCACUGCCUGCCGGGAUAUGGCGGCAAGCGCUGCGAGGCAAACGUGGACGAGUGUGGCUCGAACCCGUGCCAGCACGGGGGCAUCUGUCAUGACCACCUCAACUCGUACUCGUGCCAGUGCCUGGCUGGUUACUCUGGCACCAACUGCGAGACCAACGUGGAUGACUGCCUGUCCAACCCGUGCCGGAACGGCGGCUCGUGCAUCGACCAGGUGAACGACUACAAGUGCGUGUGCGAGCUGCCGCACACCGGCCGUGACUGCCAGGACAAGCUGGACCCCUGCACGCCCAACAGGUGCCAGCACGGGGCCCGCUGCUCCCCCUCCAGUAACUUCAUGGACUUCGCGUGCACGUGCGGGCUGGGCUACACGGGCCGGCUGUGCGACGAGGACGUGGACGAGUGCGUGGUGUCGUCGCCGUGCCGCAACGGCGCCACGUGCCGCAACACCAACGGAUCCUACCAGUGCGUCUGCGCCAAGGGCUACGAGGGCCGGGACUGCGUCAUCAACACCGACGACUGCGCCUCCUUCCCGUGCCAGAACGGAGGCACCUGCCUGGACGGCAUCGGCGACUACACGUGCCUGUGCGUGGACGGCUUCGGGGGCAAGCAUUGCGAGGUGGACGUGGACGAGUGCGAGUCGGGCCCGUGCCAGAACGGCGCCACCUGCAACCAGUACGUCAACUCAUACACCUGCACCUGUCCGCUCGGCUUCUCGGGCAGCAACUGCCAGACCAACGACGACGACUGCACCGACAGCAGCUGCAUGAACGGCGGCAAGUGCGUGGACGGCAUCAACAACUACACCUGCAUCUGCCAGCCGGGAUACACGGGCUCGAACUGCCAGUACCGCAUCAACGAGUGUGACAGCCAGCCGUGCGGGAACGGCGCCACCUGCAUGGACCAGAUCAAGUACUACACGUGCCACUGUCCGUACGGCUACACGGGCGAGCACUGCGAGUCGUACGUGGACUGGUGCAGCGCGACGCCGUGCAUGAACCAGGCCACCUGCAACCAGACGCGCAACAAGUACAGCUGCGUGUGCGCGCCGGGCUGGACUGGCCAGGUGUGCGACGUGGAGAUGGUGUCCUGCAAGGACGCAUCCAUACGCAAGGGGGUGACCAAGGACGAGCUGUGCAACAACGGCACGUGCGAGGACAUCGGCAACAGCCACCGCUGCCACUGCCAGGACGGCUACACUGGCUCCUACUGCCAGGAGGAGAUCAACGAGUGCGAGAGCGCGCCCUGCCAGAACGGGGCAACCUGCAAGGACCUGAUUGGCUCCUACCUGUGCCAUUGCACCAAGGGCUUCCAGGGCCAGAACUGCGAGCUGAACGUGGACGACUGUCGGCCCAACCCGUGCCAGAAUGGCGGCACUUGCCACGACCUCAUCAACAGCUUCAGCUGCUCCUGCCCGCCAGGCACGCUGGGCAUCAUCUGUGAGAUCAACGUGGACGACUGCCUGGCGGGGGCGUGCCACAACAACGGCACGUGCAUGGACCGCGUGGGCGGGUUCGAGUGCCGCUGCCCGCCGGGCUUCGUGGGGCGUCGCUGCGAGGGGGACAUCAACGAGUGCCUGUCCAACCCCUGCUCCAGCAUCGGCACCCAGGACUGCGUCCAGCUCGUCAACAACUACCACUGCAACUGCCGGCCGGGCUACAUGGGGCGCCACUGCGAGGUCAAGGUGAACUUCUGCGAGAGCUCGCCGUGCCUGAACGGAGGGGUGUGCACCGCGCUGGAGGCAGGCCACUCGUGCUCCUGCCGGGACGGCUUCUACGGCAAGAACUGCGAGUUCGCGGGCUACGACUGCGACUCUGAUCCCUGCCAGAACGGCGGGCUGUGCCGCAUCGCGGACGGCGGAGGCUACCUGUGCGAGUGCCUGGCCGGCACUGCGGGCACCCACUGCGAGAUAGACGUGCGCGACGAGUGCGCCAGCAACCCCUGCCGGCACGAGUCGGUGUGCCAGGACCGGCUCGGGGACUACGUGUGCUACUGCCCGCAGUCGUGGGGCGGCAAGAACUGCGACGUGUACGACCCGUCGCUCCGGUACGGCGUGGGCAAGCCCGUCGUGGGUCGCAACGACAGCCACUCGGUGCGCAGCCGGCAGUUCUUCGAGGCGGACCUGCAGCGGCAGCGGGAGAAGUGCGCGGCCAACGGCUGCAAGGAGAAGGCGGGCAACCGGCGCUGCGACGAGGAGUGCAACACGUACGCGUGCGACUUUGAUGGCUCGGACUGCUCGCUGGGCAUCAACCCGUGGAGCAAUUGCACGGCGCCCAUCAACUGCUGGGAGCAUUUCAUGGACAACCGCUGCGACCAAGUGUGCAACAACCCGCAGUGUCUGUUCGAUGGCCGUGACUGCGAGAAGAACCUCAACCCCUGCAACCCGAUCUACGACGCCUAUUGCCAGAAGCACUACGCCAACGGGCACUGCGACUACGGCUGCAACAACGAGGACUGCAACUGGGACGGCCUGGACUGCGAGAACGAGCAGCCGCGCCCGGCCGACGGGCUCAUGUCUGUCAUCGUUCUCAUGGACAUGCAGACCUUCCUGCAGAAGCUCGUCACCUUCCUGAGGGACCUCGGGCACCAGCUGCGCACCAACCUCAAGGUGAAGAAGGACGGCUCGGGCCGGGACAUGAUCUACACGUGGAAGGCCUCGGCGCUCAUGCAGAAGGAGGUGCCCGACAUGGUGAUCGGCCCCCAGGGGGACUCGGGCUCCUUCGGCCCGGCCUUCACGUCCACAGGCGUCAUAGUGUACCUGGAGCUGGACAACCGCAAGUGCUUCGUGCUGGAGACCGGCGAGUGCUUCUCGUCCGCCCACGAGGCGGCCGACUACCUGGCCGCGACGGCGGCCAAUCAUGCGCUGAGCACCUCGUUUCCCAUCUACCAAGUGAGGGGCGUGUCGAGCACGGGGCCGGACGACGAGAACAUCAGCGGCUCGACUAACGUGAAGUACGUCAUCAUCGGCCUGUUUCUGGUGCUGAUCGCUGGCACUGUCAUCGGCAUCGUCACCACGCACAAGAAGAGGGCGCAUGGCAUCACAUGGUUCCCCGAGGGGUUCAUGCGCAGCAACAGCGGCAGCCAGCGGCGACGCUCGCGGCGGCGGGGGCCCGACGGCCAGGAGAUGCGCAACCUCAACAAGCAGCCGUCGGUGGGCUGCAUCGACGUGGACAUGCCCCCCCACGGCGCCCGCUGGUCCGACGAGGAGCCCGACCUGCACCCGGCGCCCAAGCGGGCCAGGACGAGCGACCACCCCGCUGCCGACUACGAGGAGACGGAGCACCGCGCCUGGACGCAGCAGCACUUCGAGGCGGCGGACGUGCGGCCUCGACCGGACCCGGCCAUCCUCACGCCCCCCAGUCUGCAGGACGGCCUGCAGGACCCCGAUGCGCGCGGGCCCUGCGGCAUGACGCCCCUGAUGGUGGCCUCGGUGCGGGGCGGGGGCAUGGACACGGGCGAGGACGAGGAGGAGGACGGCACGGCGGCGGUGAUCGCCGACCUGGUGGCCCAGGGGGCGGAGCUCAACGCCACCAUGGACAAGACAGGCGAGACCUCGCUGCACCUGGCUGCACGCUACGCCCGCGCAGACGCCGCCAAGCGCCUGCUCGAUGCCGGGGCUGACGCCAACUCCCAGGACAACACCGGCCGCACCCCGCUGCACGCUGCCGUCGCCGCAGAUGCCAUGGGCGUCUUCCAGAUCCUGCUGAGGAACCGGGCCACGAACCUAAACGCGCGCAUGCACGACGGCACGACGCCGCUCAUCCUGGCGGCGCGGCUGGCCAUCGAGGGCAUGGUGGAGGACCUCAUCAAGGCGGACUCCGACAUCAACGCCGCAGACAACUCCGGCAAGACGGCACUGCACUGGGCCGCCGCCGUCAACAACGUGGACGCCGUCAGCAUCUUGCUGGCGCACGGGGCCAACCGCGACGCGCAGAACGACAAGGACGAGACACCACUGUUCCUGGCCGCGCGGGAAGGCAGCUACGAGGCGUGCAAGGCGCUGCUGGACAACUUUGCGAACCGCGAGAUCACGGACCACAUGGACCGGCUACCGCGGGACGUGGCCAGCGAGCGAGUCCACUACGAUAUCGUGAGGCUCUUGGACGAGCACGUGCCACGCAGCCCGCAGAUGGUGUCCGUCAUCCACAAUGGGCCUCUCGUGGGUUCGCCUAAUCAACACCACCAUCUAAUAACACAUCCUACUGUGAUUGGUGCUGGCUCAAAAUCUUCGAAGUCAAAGAAGCGACCCAAAGCCAAUGUAAACAACAACAAUAACAACAACAACAAUAACAACGGUCCUGGUGCGACCAACAACAACUCGCCGACGAGUCCCGACGGGGAAGCCGCCUCCGCUACGGUGCGGAGAAAGCCGAGCAUCAAAAAGAACGGCAGCGUGAAGAAGCCAUCGGUGCAGCAGCAGAUGGAAUCUGCGCACGGCGUCCAGAGUGUAGAGAGCGUGGCGUCCAGCCUCUCGCCCAUCAACUCUCUGGACACGCCUGAUGCGGGCGCCCCCAGCCCCUACAGCGGCUCCAUCUACAGCAACGGGGGCCUGACGCUUGCCCAGCUGCACCACUCGGCCAUGGGGGGCAAGCAGCCCCCCUCCUACGAGGACUGCAUCAAGAGCGCAGCCUCCUUGCAGAGCCUGCACAACGUGGGUCUGGACCAGUACAUCUACGCCACGGGGUUGCCGGGCUUCCACGACCAGCAGCCACAGCCCCCGCUGCACCAGCGGCAGGCGUCCCUCCCACUGACCGUGCCCCAGCACCCCAGCACCCUCUCCCCACCCUACAGCAACCAGCAGUCGCCGCCGCACAGCGUCAACUCCCUCUCCUCCAUGGGCUCGCCCUCUCCCGCCAAGUCCCGCCCCUCCCUGCCCACGUCGCCCACGCACAUAGCGGCCAUGCGCGCGGCCACCCAGCAGAAGCACGGCGGCAUGCCGCAGCCGGCCGUGGCCGUGGGCUUCGACUUCCUGGCCUUCCAGCAGCAGCACCUGCCUCCCCAGCAGCAGCAGCAGCUGCAGCAGCAGUACUACCACCUCCUCACGCCCCCCUCGCAGCACUCUCAGAACCCUGAGGCCACCCCUCAGCACUACCUGCAGACCCACGACAACUACCCCACCCCCUCCCCGGACUCCCCGGGCAACUGGUCCUCGUCGUCGCCCCAGUCGCACUCCGACUGGUCCGAGGGCAUCCACAGCCCCGCCUACGUGGCCGGCGCUCAGCACCAGAAGCAGGCCGACGCCAUCUACAUCUAGCCGUCGUGUUGCGGAACACCCGGGGGCUCGUGUGAUGGCAAUCAUCCCACCUUGUUUGCCCUGCAAGCACUCAAGCAAGUUCUCAAUCGCAUCACAAGAACCUGCAUGCUGGUAAUUCCCUCAUUUGGUCUUCUUAAGAAACAUAUUUGCAGUAGGCGUUACUUGAUGAAAACAUUUUUCGUUCUCAUGGCAAGAAACUGCGAAUGUAUGUGAUGUGAUGUGAUGUGAUGUUUUUACAUCGCAUCUGGGUAAAGUCUUUUUUUUUUGACUCUUUUUAAAAAAUGAAUUUAAUGGAGCUUUUUUUGUGGAUUGGCUUUUCAUUUGCUGUGUGAAAACCUGAGGGACUCAAUCAUGUACCAGCGAGUUUGACGAACAUUUCAGUAUCACUGUCCAGGCUUGCCAUUUAACCGACCGACGCUGUCGGCUUGACUUUCCGUUAAGUUCGGUAGAAACUGUUAUAUCUCCAGAAAUUGGGGACCAUGACUGUACAUUUAUUUUGUAAAAAAAAAGUCGUUACAAUGAACUUGUUUUUUUUAUAUAUGUGCGCAUGAAGUAUGCUUUUAUCUUUUGAGAAACUUUUGUUUGUAUUCAUGUACAAAGUAGGUUUAAUGUAUAGAAAAUAGAUUUUAUGUAAAGAUGUGUUAAGGCCGUUGAGGGUGAUUUUUGAUACUAGCAGAAUUUGCUUUGUCCUGUGAGGGAUGAGUUAUUAGUUCAGGUGCUGCUGCUCACGUUAUGGACGUUGGGAAGUGCCUUUAUCGACAGUGUUCAUCAGUGCCUUAAUCCUUGCCCAGAAGCACGGAAUCGUGCCUUUUAGAAGCAUUUUGAGCCAGUCACCAGCGUGGUGCGGGACUUCGCGUGUCUCGAAUCAAACAAGUGGAAGAAUUUUUUUAUGUAUAUUAUGUGCCUUAAAAAGUGCAGCGGCUGUUGAGCGAGUAAACAAGUUGACACAUAUGAUAUCUGCCAGAAAAAAUGAUUGGGAGUAUUCUCUUCGUAAAAUAACCAAAACAAUUGAAAAUUCGGGAACUUGUUUUAGUUCUGCCAUCAUGCAUGUACAUAUUACUUCUUUUUUGUACAGAGUUCUGUAGAAAAUUAUUAGUUGUAGUUCUGUAGGUGUCAUAUCACAUACAAGUUGCAGGCAGCCUGUACUUAUGUUGUUAUGGGCUGGUAUUUUACGUAUUUUUAGAGAUAAACGACAUACUUUUUCUAUUGUUAGUAUUGUUUUGUAAAAAAAAUAUCCUUAGUUAAUGAAGUAUUUGAAGUUUUCUUCUUUCUCUUGUUUGAUACAAAUGACAAUAAUGAACAUUCCAGAAUAAAUAAACAAAUUUUUUGUUGGGGUCAGAUAUGUCAUGUAUUUAAAUUUUAAUUUUUAAAUCUCCAGGCUCCACUUCUAUUACAUUCCAAUGGUGUUUUCUACCCUCUCCUUUCCCCUGCUUCUUAUUUUUUAUACUCAUCUUAAAAUUUCAGUUUCUUUUUCUGGAUCAUUCCUAUAAUUUCUUUGUUGAUUCUUGUUUAAUUGUGUAGGUUUUUUUAAAUUGUUGCUAAUUUUUUUUUAUUUUGUCACUAUUGUAUUAUGUUUGUUGUAUUCAUAGUCGCGAAUUUUUCUUGUGCUCUCUUGAUUCAUUAUGUGCUAAACUGGAAGAGAUCUGAUAAUAAUGUUGUGGAAUUUGUUUGAAACUCAUGAAGUAGUGAAGGUUUCCUGCUAUGAAAAUUAUUUUUAGUGUAAUGAAGUGUUAAAUGUCUAAGUCAAGUCUUUCAUUUAGGAUCAUAUUAAAAAAAAUAAAUAAAAAUUAGUACAAAAUAUUCAAUAUUUUGAAGCUCCUAGAUUGACUGAAAAAAAUUUCUAACUUUCUACGAUGUGCCUGUAAAUUUAUUUCAAGUGUGAGAGUUUUUCUGUAGCUUGUAUCAAGUUAAACAACUGACACAAAUUUAGGGCAACAGAGGACAUCAGCAAAAAAUAAAAAAAUGUUUAGUUCUGAAAAAAGUCUUUAGAAAUCUAGAAAAUGGAUAUUCUAAUGCUGUAAUUGAAAUUUUUUUUACCUGGUAAUUUUUUUUAUGGUUCCUAAAUGUUAUUUUGGGCAGUUAUAUCAUGAUGAAUAUUAUUUCAAUUAUUAUAAAUCAAUAAUUGACUAUUGCUUUUUGUAUAGGUAGUUUCUAAGUUUUGAGUAUGGUUGUUUUCAGAAUAGAACGUCCAUAUGAAACUAUCAAAAUGUGGAGAAUAUGCAGACACUUUGAUGAAUAGUUUUCAUGCAGCUGUUUCAAAAGCUAAUUGUGACUUUUAAGCAUUUCAGCUGUUUAUUAUUAAUAAAUCUUGUAUUUGUUUUUUGUAAAAGUUCAACCAGGUGCUUUUUGAAACUUAUAAAGAGGUAAGACAUCCAUUUUCUCCAGCACCAGAGAGAGAGUGUACUUUGGUAAUAUCUAUUUAAUUUUUGUCACAUGCAUUUCUUGACUGAUUAUUUUGUCAAAUAGAUAUUAGUUUGCCUCAGUUUGGUCAAAACAAUUUAAUGUUUGGAUCUAUCUGUUUUUUGAAUCACUAUAAAUGAAUAAUGCAUUAUUUAUUUCUAGUGAUUAAUUUACAAAUGGUAAAACAAAGUGUGUGACAUUUUACUGUGUAACAUAAGCAUUUUUGAAAGUUACAAAUAAAAUAAAUGCUACAAAAAUGUCAGUUAGUGUGAAUAAUGUUUUGUAGUUUUAUACAGGAGAACUGAAUACUGCAUACUAUUCUGUAGAGGAAAUUCAUGUUCGUUUAUCGGUGUAUUACAUCUUCUGGAAAAUAAAUGUGUUGUUCCAUGACGUAAUUCUUAUGUGCUCAAUACUCAUUGUGUAUUACGUUUUAAACGUGCAUUGGUCACAAGUAUGAACUAAGUAAAAAAUAAGUGGAUUCCAAGAGGUGACCAAGAUUUUAAUUUUAUUUCGUUGACUGUAUAUUGUUCCACAUUUAUAAAAACUUGUGUAUUUUAGAAGAGAAAAAUAAAUAAUGUAUUUUUAAGA
This is a messenger RNA of Bacillus rossius redtenbacheri, 10671 nucleotides long. It is a transcript of the gene N, whose product is annotated as neurogenic locus Notch protein. The coding region runs from base 199 to 7683 and encodes 2494 amino acids. Gene Ontology annotation, cellular component: membrane. The transcript has 26 exons. Gene Ontology annotation, biological process: regulation of developmental process; cell differentiation; multicellular organism development. NCBI's taxonomy places the organism in Eukaryota, Metazoa, Arthropoda, Insecta, Phasmatodea, Bacillidae. Gene Ontology annotation, molecular function: Notch binding; calcium ion binding. The record is from RefSeq and is a predicted model, not a curated record.